UGUGCUGUGCUACACUAUGCUGUUUAGGUGAAUGGCACAUGUAGAAAACCAGACUUAAUGAAGGUGUUGUGGUUGUAUUUUGUAGAGAUUAGGAGAGUGGUUAAGCUAUGUGAAGACUAUUCUUGAAGCAUAUAGAAUACUAGUUAGCAUUGGCUUAAGUGCUGGUUUACAAUUUUUGAUAAAAUACCAAGCAAGCAUUCCUUCAUUCAUUCAAGCUCUGCUCUUAAUUGGAUUUAUUUUACUGUUUCUACUGGUUACUUAUUGUAUUAGCAGUUUUGAUGGACGAGUGUAUUGUGCAGUUGUAGCAGUUCCAUUUGUGAUAAUAUGGGUUAUUGCAUUUGAAAAUAGAGAUCCUUCUCCUGGAACUUGUUGGGAUUAUGUUCAAGACAGAAGUUUUGAGCUAUCUAACAGAAUUGACUUUGAAGAACACAUAGGAAUAGAUUCACUACGUUCUUCCAAACUUCUCAACAACUGGGAUUUGGACGAAAUAGGUGAAAUGAGGGCAAGCUGGACAGUGGACAAUACUCGUUGGUUGUUGACAAAACUUCUGCCUUGGACGGGCAAUCCAGGAUUCAUUGUGUUCUGUUGUUUACUACGUGAAAAGAACAAAUUGCCGAGAAUUGGAUGGGAAGUUUGUGAUGCUUGUGCAGAAUUUGAUUUUCAAAAGUGCAACAUGUCCAAGUCAGAAGCUCAUGCUUAUGUAAACAGAGAUCUUCCUUAUGAAACAUGUUGGGAUCUUAUUGUAUACAAAGGGCUUCAACUGUCCAAAAGCAUUAUCUUUGAAGAUCACAUAGGAGUAGAUCGACUACGUUCUAACAAACUUAUUGAUUACCAGGAUUCAAAGAAAAUAAUGAGUUUGAGGGCAAAGUGGACAGUUGAAGAUACUUACUGGUUGCUGACAGAAGUUCUUCCUUGGAAAGGCAAUUUAGGAUUCAUUAAGUUUUGUUGUUUACUACUUGCAAAGUACAAUAAUUUGCCAGACGGUGCAUGGAAAGUUUGUCAUGAUUGCGAGGAAUUUGACUUUAGAACAUGCAACAUCUCUCAAUCAGUGGUGUUUUUUGUUGACUCAUCUUGUGUGUCUGUGGUCAUUGGUAUACUAGAUGUUGACAUACUCAUUCAUAUGAAGUACUUGACUGACACAGAUCAUGAUCAGAAGAUCUCGCCAUCUCAAGUUGUUCAUAAUGCAUCAAUUGUCUGCGUUGAUAAAAACAUCACUGCUACUCUAAUUCUGAAUAUUGAUAAAAAGUACAUUGACGAAGAUGCAUUUCAAAGGAACAUAGCUCGGCAACUGAAAGUUGAUCGUUCUGAGGUACAGUUAGUUUCUUGGAAAAGAAAUAGCACAUGGAUGUUGCUACGUCUCUCAGUCAGAGCUGGAUUACGACUUGUGGAGACGUUUAGUAAGGAAGAGUCUAGAAAUCAAUUUGGUCAAAUGAUAGGAAAGACAUUGUGUGCAAAUUCAGCAAGAAAUGUCUCUAUUCAGGUGAAGAUAGGUGAUUUGCCACCCUCUACAAUACAUGUUACUCCUACUGGAAUUUUUCCAAUCAAAUUCGCUAAUGACACCUCUCCAUUAAUUAAGUUUAAUCAGAGAACAUUAGGAGCAGUUUGUUUGGUGUUGUUGUUGGGUGUACCAAUAAGUAUUUACUUACUUUCAUCAUCUGCCUUAGCAAGUGGCAAGCUUGAGGUUGAACAAGAGCAUAAACUUGAUUCAAGUGUUAUUCACAGCACAGGAGCAACAAUGAAAAGUUUCAAAAUUAAUCAAAUGGUCCAGUUGCCACUGUCGACAAUUGCUCUACAAUUAAGAAAUGUGAGGGAACAAGUACGUCACUUGUUUUAUGUGCUUGAUGGUUUAGAUGAUGAACUAAAGGAGCGUAAAAGUCAGGUCAGUGACAUUGAUGAAAGACUUCAGAACAGAAGAAAAAUGAAUAAACAGAACAGGAAAACAUUAGAUGAACUUACAAGUGAUAACUCAUUACCGGCAGUCAAGGAUGUGACACCGAAUGAUAUGUCUGUUGCUACUUGCUUUGCAAGGAUGAAAUGGAAAGAGAACGCUACUCAAGCACACAUGAUUAAACAGUUGAGUGUAGUGAAAAGUUCUCAAGAGCGGAUAGAGUUGAAGUUAUCACAGACAUCGCAGUUGUCACCAUUAACGGCAUACACAUUGAUAGAAAGAUUGCAAAGAAGAGUCGAUAAUCUCAAGCUUGUAAUGAAAAAGAGCAAAAACAAAAGACCAGAGGAAUCAGAUAAUGUUUUGCCAAGUGCUAUUGAUAGUCUCGGUCCUAUUGUUAAGGUUGAGUAUGAAGUAGCUGUGAAAAAGGGGAAGUUGCCAAUAAUGCGAGGGAACAUUGACUUGUUUGGUGAAGAAGAUGCCAUUGCAAUGCCAGUUGCCUGCUUUACUGGUGAAGGCAAUGAAGUAGCUAGCGAUGAAGCAAUUCAGGAAGUCGCGUGUGUUCAACGACAAAGACCACUAGCUAGACAUCAAAGUCAAGUGGAAAUGAACGACUUCCCUAGCGACUGGGAAUGUGAAGAGCAAAGUGGAGAGAUGGACGAGCCAACAGAAUUGCUAAGUUUUUCACAAGACUCACGCGAUCACGUUGACACUGCAGUGUCAGUUGCUAACUUUGUUGAUGAAGGCGUUGAAGUAGAGGCUAGCGAUGAAGCAAUUCAGGAAGUCACGUGUGUUCAACAACAAAGACCAGUAUCCACUAGAAAUAUCAUUUCACCUGAAGGAAAUGUGGUUGCUGAGAACAGUGCUCUUAAAGACGAGAACAGUGCUCUGAAAACAGACACACUCAUGCAUGAUAAUGAAUAUACAUCUAUGUUGCGGGGUGUACAUGUGGAGAAAGCCUUGCGGGAUUAUCAGAAGGCUUUUACAACAUGUCAAGAGCAUGUUACUGAGGAGAAGCAAGAACUACAACAACAUUAUGAGAACAAGUUGAAGCAACAACGACAACAUUAUGAGAACAAGUUGAAGCAACAACUAGAACAUUAUGAGAACGAGUUGAAGCAACACCAACAACAACAACAGCAACAACAUUAUGAGAACAAGUUGCCUCUUGCACAAGAAACUGAGCAAUACCUUAAUAAUGAAGUGGAGGUGCUACCUAAACAGCUGGUGUCUGUUGAGAAUAGGUAUUGUUUACAAUCAGAGGCAAUGGAGAAGAAAGAUAGUGAAGAAGAAGCAAAACCAGUGGCAGAAGAACAAGAAUGUAGUGGAAAAACAGAAUUGAAGAACAAGCCGCUAAAAUUACGUCGGGAAUAUGAUAGCUCAAAACCAAAUAAAGGCCCAGAAUCGAUGUUGGAACUUACAGAAAGUAAACACACUUUAAGUGAGGAUGCAGCUGCAAGAAAUAGUCUGCAAGCAGACAGUGGAUAUAAUGGCUGUAAAUCAUCACAGACAAUGGAUCUUGCGCUGUUACCUGCAGACAUGCAACAAAACAAUGGAGCAGUGGCAGGUUCCUUUAGCGUGUAGUUCACUCCCUAACAGACUGAAGGGUGAACAACCAGAGCAAAAUCAUGAACUGAAGUCAGAGUAGGAGACCUGAACUGACAACAGAGGAAUUGAUGCGCAAUUUUUAUCGCUUUUUUGAUUUAUUUUAGUGAUACAGUUUGUAGCAUGGGUAGGUGUGUGUGUGUGUGUGUGUGUGUGUGUGUGUGUGUGUGUGUGUGUGUGUGUGUGUGUGUGUGUGUGUGACAGGUCAUGGUUU
Molecule: messenger RNA, 3704 nt
Organism: Corticium candelabrum
Lineage: Eukaryota; Metazoa; Porifera; Homoscleromorpha; Homosclerophorida; Plakinidae
Exons: 15
Coding region: 497-3469 (990 amino acids)
Source: RefSeq, a predicted model, not a curated record